Messenger RNA from Mugil cephalus (flathead mullet), 2277 nucleotides. It is a transcript of the gene eif2s2, whose product is annotated as eukaryotic translation initiation factor 2, subunit 2 beta. Bases 145 to 1134 code for a protein of 329 amino acids. NCBI's taxonomy places the organism in Eukaryota, Metazoa, Chordata, Actinopteri, Mugiliformes, Mugilidae. Gene Ontology annotation, biological process: formation of cytoplasmic translation initiation complex; translational initiation; formation of translation preinitiation complex. The record is from RefSeq and is a predicted model, not a curated record. Gene Ontology annotation, cellular component: eukaryotic translation initiation factor 2 complex. The transcript is spliced from 9 exons. Gene Ontology annotation, molecular function: mRNA binding; translation initiation factor activity; translation initiation factor binding.
AUGACGUCAGGAUUUGGCGACAUUGCGCGUGCGCACGGCGGUUUAACGCUGAUGCAAGAUACUGUCGGCGCAGCGGUGUGGGUCUGAACGAGGUUUAGAAAAAAAGAAGUAGCCCGAUUUCCGCCAGUUUUUCAGACCGCAAAAAUGUCAGGAGACGAGAUGAUUUUCGAUCCCAACAUGACCAAGAAGAAGAAGAAGAAGAAGAAGCCCUUCAUGCUGGAUGAGGAAGGAGGAGAAGGAGUGGGAGGAGAAGAGGCUAAAGAGGUGGAGGCCAAGGAGGCAGAGCCGGAGGCCGGAGACGACAGAGAGAUGGAUCUAGAUGAAGAUGAAGGAAGGAAGAAAGAACCGUCCGACGAUUUGAACGACCUGAACUUCUUUAAUCAGAAGAAAAAGAAGAAGAAACCCAAGAAAGUAUUUGACAAUGACAUCGAGGAGGGAUUAAAGGAGCUGAAAAUUGAAGGAGAGCAAACCGAGACACUGGAGGAAGACAACCUGGAUAUGAUGAAAAAGAAGAAGCCCAAGAAAGUUAACUUUGAUGAGGGAGAGGCACUGGAGAAAGAUGAUGCUCUGGAGGACGACGAAGGGAAGAACAACGACGGCAUCUCAUUCAGCUCCUCCACAGGACCAGCCUGGGCUGGGUCAGAAAGGGACUACACCUAUGAUGAGCUCCUGAACCGAGUCUUCAACAUCAUGAGGGAGAAGAACCCAGACAUGGUGGCCGGAGAGAAGAGGAAGUUUGUGAUGAAGCCUCCUCAGGUGGUCCGAGUGGGAACUAAGAAAACCUCUUUCGUCAACUUCACAGACAUCUGCAAACUGUUGCAUCGUCAGCCUAAACAUCUCCUCGCUUUUCUUUUGGCUGAGCUGGGUACCAGCGGCUCCAUAGAUGGAAAUAACCAGCUUGUGAUCAAAGGCAGAUUUCAACAGAAACAGAUAGAAAAUGUGUUGAGAAGAUAUAUCAAGGAAUACGUGACGUGUCACACCUGCCGCUCCCCAGAGACCAUCCUGCAGAAGGACACUCGUCUCUAUUUCCUGCAGUGUGAGACGUGCCACUCCCGCUGCUCCGUCGCCAGCAUCAAGACCGGCUUCCAGGCUGUGACGGGCAAGAGAGCGCAGCUCCGCGCCAAAGCCAACUAAAGGCCAUGAAAUCUGGGCUCCGCCCCUUCUCUCGGCCUUCUACUUUCCCCUCAGAAAGGCCAGAGCCGGGGUCGGACGCCCACUUGAUUUGCCCAAAGGACUCUCUGAAUCGAACUGCGGGAGGGUUUGGCUGUUGGUCGGUCACGUCGUGGUCUGACCAGGCAGGGAGUGAGAGAGUAUCUAAAGCUGACAGAUGGGGGUUCAGGCACUGUAAGCAGAUGAUGUACACCACAUACGCUGUUGGAUGCAUUUGAUUUGUUGUUGGGCUGAUGAACCCUCCAACUACUAGUUGUUGUUUUUUUUUUUUCUAUUUGCUGUGAUUCUUGAUCCUCCCAAGAAAGCCCUGAUUUAACACAGCUUGAAUCCUUCUUUAUUCCUCUCAUACUUUUACAUUGGAACAAUUUCUUCAGGUAAAGAAUACAUUUCUCCACACAGCCACUGGCCAAAUUGUAAUUAAGUUACAGUAACAGAGCUUAGUUGCUUUGACUUUUGUAGCCACCGUUGCUUUAAUUCCAGGUUGUGGUCUUGUUUCUGGUCUAGUCCUAAAUCUGUGGGAAAACGGUCCUGAAGCUGGAGUACAAACCGUGAAAUUUGUCCCUAAUCACCAGACUCCUAUCUCAGACCUGCUUUUGAUCGCUUUAUAACAAGAGACGACACAAAGUCACAUUACUUGGGCACCGUUAAGACUUUAACAUGGAGGCUGUGUGUGAGACCAAAAUAAAAGAUGAUACAGUGUGUUUAUAAGUGCUUUUGUUGCAUUGAUGAGCAAUUGUGUACUUUUAUUAUUUCAGGUUAGACACAACACAUUUUAUCAAACAUUUGGGGUUUGAUUUGAGCAAUUUGAAAAUAAUUACAGCUAAAAAAAAAAAAAUAUAUUAUUUUUGAUUUUUGAGAUCAUGCCGGUCCGCUACAAAACAAACUUCUGAGCAGGCGCCUCAGAUCGGUCUCCUCCGGGUAAUUACCUCAAAAUCUGAAUAAACCGUAAUCAAUCCAGGACAUGAUUUUCAGUCCAGUGUCACUGGACACGCAAAGUGAUAUUGUUUCUGUUCUUGUUUCUGAGGAAUGUGGAUAAGAAGGUACCGGCUGGAGUCAUUUUAAAAACCUGGUUUUUACAAAAAUAAAAUAUUCUACUCUCUCUCUCCA